This is a messenger RNA of Cyphomyrmex costatus, 6559 nucleotides long. Its product is annotated as early endosome antigen 1. Gene Ontology annotation, molecular function: monooxygenase activity; heme binding; iron ion binding. NCBI's taxonomy places the organism in Eukaryota, Metazoa, Arthropoda, Insecta, Hymenoptera, Formicidae. The record is from RefSeq and is a predicted model, not a curated record. The transcript has 16 exons.
AUGGACGAUCGAUACGUACCGCCGUUUUGUUCAUGCGGAUGUCACGCACCGCGGCCGAUAAAACCGAUCGAAUUACCGCCGCAUGAGCCAUGCUGUUGCUGCGAUUACAACCCCUUUAGUGAUAAUUCUAAAGAAUCGGAGAUCUAUGAUCUGCCGUUUGCUUUACGAAAACUGACGGUAAUGAAGUGCCAGAUGAAGAAGUGGCGCAUGGAGCGACUACAGCUCGAGAGCGAAAAUAGGUCUCUGAAACAAGCCCUACGAUCAUUCGGUGUGAAACCCGACGGAGUAUUGGGUACUGAUCCCUUGCUCGUGCAUUACCGCGAGGAAAACGAAAGGCUGCAGAAUGCAAAUGAGGAACUGGCGGAAAAAGUUCGCAACCUCGAAGAGAGUCUCGCCGAACGAGAUUGCUGCGACGAUCCGUGCGAAAAAGUUAAAUACGUGAGGGAGAAAAUAGCAGCACUAAGAGAUCGUUUCACUGCCGAAAAAAAACAAAUGCGAGACACGAUAUCGCAUCUGAAGUUGAAACUGGUAGAAGCCGAAGAGGAUACUUCCUGUGCUGCAUUAAAUCGUUUGAGGGCAAAGCUUCGUGAGUUAAUGAAAGAUGGUCAGAAGGCUGAUCAACAGGUGUCCGUGGUUGUCGAGAGAUCAAUGCAGACAUCGGCAGAUCUAUCAAAGAGCUACGAAGAUCUAUUACGAACAGAGCGCCUGCAAGCUGAACUGACGCAAAUUCGUCGUUCAAUGGAGGAAGUUGUUACACCGGUCUCAGAAGAGAUUGUCGUUCCUCUACCUGCAGAUGUGGAAGAAGAGGAUAUACCGGUACUGUUAAGUCAACUUCGUAAUUGCAGAAUGCUCCUGGCUGAAUUGAAAAUACAUUUGGAUGAGAAGACGGCUUACGCGGAGGCUCUACGAAGCGAACUUGAUCAACAGAAAGCUGCCAUCGUCACACCGCCCUUAGAUUUGGAUGAGAUAAUCGUCAAACCACCGAUCGAGAUAAAGGAAGAACCUAAGAAACCUGAAAAACCUGACGAGGAAAUCCGGAAAACAGAAGAAUUGAGUAGAGUGAAAGAGGAAAAUAACGAGUUGAAGAGCGAGAUCGAUAAGUUGAACGUUGACCUGCGUCGCGAGGAAGAAAAAUUUCAAGUAGCGCAAAAAGAGCUAGAGGGCAUGAGAGACGAUUUGCAUAGUCUCGGAGCUGAGAAUGAAUUCUUGAAGGAGACAUUGGAAAAUGCAAAAUUGGAGACUAACGAACUUAAAGAAGAAAAUGUUGCUCUGAAAAACAAUCUUGAUAACAUGAUUAAGGAAUUAGAAUCUUCGAGAAGAGAAAAUAAUAAUAUCAAGACAAAGAGAGAUCAAUUAUUAUCUGAGAAUAAGUAUUUAAGAGAUGAAUUAGAAAAACAAGUGGCGGAGACGAAUCAAUUAAAAUCUGAAGGGAUUGCAUUGAAGGAUGGUCUCGAUAGACUGUUACAAGAAAUGGACAGAUUAAAGGUUGAAAGCGAUAAACUAAAGGACGAAAGUGCUGCUGUUAAAAGCGAAAGAGACAAUCUGACAACGGAAAGAAACAACUUGAAAUCCGAGAAUGGUCUUCUUAAAGACGACUUGUCUAAAACAAAUGUAGCGUUAGACGACGCAAAGAAACAAUUGAACAAAUUUAAAGUCGAGAAUGGAGUUCUUACAGAAGAAUUGGAGAAGGCUAAUGUAAAUAAUAACAAGCUACUCGCGGACUUCAAUACUUUGCAGAGCGAAAUGGCAAAGUUGAAGUCGGAGAACAGAAAAUUGUUACAAGAAGUGGAUGAUGGGAAAGAAGAAUUAACAAAAUUAUUGUCCGAAAUAGAAACUUUGAAAAAGGAGGUAGAUAAUAUGAGUAAUAAAUUGACGAGGGCAAAUAACGAAGUUGUAGAUUUGCAGCAGGAAUCGGUUGAGUUAAAUAAUAAACUGAGAGAGACAAAAGUUAUAAAUGAACAACUAAAGGCAGACAUUCACCAAACAGAAGUAGAGAACAAAGAUAUUAAAACAAAAAUGAAUAAUUAUAAAGAUGAAAACAGCAAGCUAAACACAAAACUAAACGAACUAAAGGAACAAAUAAAUUUAUCGACGGACGAAGUAAAUAAAUUAAGAGAACAACUUGACAACACCGAGGAUCGGGUUAAGUUUCUUGAGGCUCAACUCGUUAGUUUACAGACUGGUAAGGACAAGAUGCAGAAUGAGAUCAACGCUUUGCAAAAUGAGAUCAGCAAACUGAAAUUAGAUCUAAGUGCAGAAUCUACUGCUAAAAGAGACAUUCAGGAGGAAUUAGUGGCAUUAAAGAAUGAAAUGAAAAAUUUGAUCUCAAAGAUCGAUGAGAUGAAGGUGCAGAAUUAUGCCCUAAAAGAAGAGAGAGACGCUCUCAAGGAAGAACUGUUGAAUCUGGGUGAGGAAUUGUUGAGCCUAAGAGCUGCGAAUGCUGAGAUGAUGAACCAGAUUAAUAAUUUAAGAGCGGGUACAUCUGAUCUUCAAUCGCAAUUAUCUAAAGCGGAAGAAGAUAUUGAAUAUUGGAAGUUGGAAAAUUGCAAGCUUAAGAUGGGCUCAGAUAAGUUAGCCAUCGAGAAUGAAAAGACAAAGGAAGCUUUAAACGUCUGUAAGGUUGAACAUCAAGCAUUAGAGAAGGAGAUAACGAAUCUUAGAAAUGAGAAGAUUAAGCUCGAAGGAGAAAUGGCGAAGCUUAAAAAUCUGUUAGAAGAAUUAGAUCUGUCUUCAUUCGCCGAAAAGUCUGCUAAAGAAGAGGCUGUGGAGGAACUGAUGAAGAUCAAGAAUGAAGUCGUUGCUUUGAGAGAGGAACUUCAAGCAUUGAAACCUGAAUUGACUAAGUUAAGAACAGAGAACGAUAGGAUAAGAGAUAAGGAGGAAAGCCUAUCCCGUCAAGUAUCAACAUUAAAGACAGAACUUGAAAACACAAAAAAUGAGAUAUUAGCUUUGAGAGCCGACAAUAACACAUUAAAAUCUAGAACAAAUAUAUUAACAGAUGAGAAUAAUAAAUUAAAAAGCGAGUCAAAUAUGCUGAUAUCUGAAGUUGAUAGUUUAAAACUAGAAAACACGAGUCUGAGGGAAGCACGACAGAAAUUCGAGAAAGAAUUUAGCAAACAGAAAGACGAGGAUGAUAGGCAAAAAGAUGAGAUUAAAAAUCUAAAAUCUAACUUGAUAGCCGAACAGAAAUUAUCAGAAAAAAUUAGAUUGGAAUUAUCUACUAGUCAAUCGGAAAACGAUAGAUCAAGAAUGGAAUUGGAAAAACUGCAAAAGAAUUUAGAUACUCUUGAAUUAGCGAAUGACAAGUUGAACAGCGAAGUAGAGGAUUUAAAGAAAACGUCGAUCGACGCGCAGAACAAGGUGAACGCAUUUCAGUAUCAUGUGGCUGCGUUGCUAAAAGAGAAGGAGGCACUUCUGAACGAGUUAGAUGGUUUACGAGCGGAAGUGAGUAGAUUAGGUAAAGAAGUUGUAUCGGAUAAAGUUGCGAAGGAAGCUACUGAGAAAAAGACGAUCGUUUCUAACGACGAAUUAAUGGAGGAGCUAAAGGCAGAACUAGAUAAAAUGCGCGUGGAAAAUGAAAGUUUGAAGCGUGAACUAAACGACGUAAAUAAACGACAUGCUUCUUUGAAAGACGAGAAUGCUGCUCUGAGAAUCGAAAAUACUAAAAUAGCAACAGAUCUCGAUUUCUUCAAAGACGAUCUGAAUAGAUGCAGGGCGGACAAUGAACGACUAACAAUCGAAUUAGCCGCUUCGGAAGCUCGAGCGUUAGCAAUACAGAAAGAAAGGAUCGAAACCGAAAACGGCGAAUUGGAAAAAGAUGAUUUGAUGAGAAUAAAGACGGAGUAUGAUAAAGAGCGACAGGAUUUACAAAAAUUAAUGAUAGAAAACAAAGAAUUGCGGGAUGAGCUAAGAAUGGCGCAAAGUGAGAUCGAUAAACUAAAAGAGAAUAUCCAAAAAUCGAAAGGCGAUUUUAUAGAGGAUGUUGCCGAUAUCGACAGCUUUGAAAAUGAAUUGAAGAAAUUGAUGAUCGAGAUAGACAAGGCGAGAGAAGAUUUAAGACACGCCGCGGAAGAGAAUAAUAAAUUAAAAAUGAUCAAUGACGGUCUUGAAUUAGAACUAGGUCGAUUGAAAGCACUGCAGGACAAAAUAAAAGAUUUUCCUGAGCAAGUCGAUGAAGUUAUCGGGUCGAAGGAUCAAAUCCAAAGACUGUUUGCCGCAAAUAAUGCGUUGAAAAUCGAAAACAUGGACUUGAAAUCCGGAUUAGAUCAUUGUCAAGCGGAGAAAGAGCAUUUAAACGAUGAAAUUAACAACUUGAACGAAAAGAUCAAAUUGCUGCAAUCUCUUCCUUCUAUCAUAGAGGCUGGCGUGAUUAAACCGGAUGAAUGCGGCGACUUCGUUAAGGCGAAUGAAUUACUGAAGAAGCAAAUUGAAAAGCAAUAUGACGCUGUGCAACGUGUGCGUGAUUACAUACAAUUUGUGGAUGGUAAAAUUCCUGCGAGACCCACGAUGGCGAUAACGUUGGAUGAAGAUUUUGAAAUCGAGCGCUGGACCGUACCAUCUAUCGUGGAAUUAUUAAAAGAAUCGCAAAAGCUGUCCGAGAAUAUCUAUCUGGCGGAAAUCGAAGUUCAAAAUAUUGAUAGAUUACUCAAAUUGCUUAAAGAUUGCAAAAGAGAUAACGAGAACUACAUAAAACAAUUAUUGGAGCUUGGUGUAGAAGUUACCAAGGUUGCAGGUGUGGAUAAUGGUGAUAAGCUUGCAGCUUUUGACCCUGAAUCUUGGUUGAAGUCUUUGACACUGACGCAAUUAGCUGAGUUGCAUGAUAAAAUCUGUCUGUUGACUUCAAAUAUGGUGCAACAAGAUAGCAGACCCGCGGUGUGCGAUCGUUCAAUGAUUAAUCGAGACGGCGGUAGUGAUCGGUUGCAAGCAGAUUACGAUGCUUUAAAUCGGCGGAUCGCCGCCUUGCAGAAACAAAUAACCGAAAAGCAGAUUGAGGCGGGAUGGAAAUUGCAGGAAUUAAGACGAGCUCUUCGUAUUGAACAGGCAAAUCUGAUUCAGAUCUCUGACCGGAUGAAUCUCGAAAAAAGGCGCAACUUAGCCCUUCAUCUCACCAUGGACGAUUCAGUAUAAUUUUCUUUCCAGUAUCAUAACAGGCAUUACAAUAUACGCACCAGCGACCAGUUAACAACAAUGGUUAUAGGCAUGUUAGAAAUUCUCUGUGCCUGCGUGGUAAUUUUAUAUUUACUUUAUUAUUAUUUGACUGCCGACUUUGACUAUUGGACAUCGCGCGGGAUCAAUGGGCCGAAACCCAUUCCGUUCUUCGGCAAUAUUGUCGAAUUCUUAACGGGCAAGAAAAACAUGGGUGAUUUCUUCAAAGAAAUUUAUGACCGAUACCCGAAAGAUUCCAUGGUGGGUAUAUUUUUGAGAGGAAAUCCCGUGCUCGUCAUAAGAGAUCCUGAAUACAUCAAACAGGUGUUGAUCAAGGAUUUUACCACCUUUGCCGAUCGACAAUUUAAAGUUUAUGAAAAGGCUGUUAGAUGGCGACCAUUAAGAAUGAGGCUUUCGCCCGUCUUCACAAGCGGGAAGUUGAAGGACAUGUUUCACUUGUUGCUGAACUGUUCCAACCACUUCGAGAAGUAUCUAGAUGAGAUAGUAUCUAAAGACAGUAUUGUCGAGUGCCGAGAUCUGACGUCUAAAUUCACUGUCGACGUGAUCGGAUCUUGUGCUUUCGGUCUCGAGAUGAAUGCAUUGAAAGAAGAGAAUAAUCAGUUUCACCGCAUGGGUCAUGUAACGGAUGAAUUUAUUGCUGCCCAAUCGUUCGUAUUUUUCGCGGCUGGUUUCGAUACAUCUUCUGCUACAAUGUCUCAUGCAAUGUAUGAACUAGCGCAAAAUCAAUCAAUGCAAGAUAAAGUUCGAAAGGAGAUUAAGGAAAUCCUUAACAGUUCUGACGGAGUAAUAUUAUAUGAUAACAUCAAGAAAAUGAGCUAUUUGGAAAAAAUUUUUCAAGAGACUCUUAGGAAAUAUCCACCCGUAAUGUUUCUAACGAGACGACCUGUAAAGAAUUAUACCUUCGAAGGGACUAAGAUCACUGUACGAAAAGGGCAACCUGUAAUUAUACCCAUUUAUGCUAUUCAAAAUGAUCCAAACAUUUAUCCAGAUCCGGAAGUUUUUGAUCCUGAACGAUUUAGUGUGGAAAGUAUACAGCAGAGAAAUCCUAUGCAUUAUCUGCCUUUCGGAGAUGGUCCAAGGAACUGUAUUGGCGCAAGAUUUGCCAUUAAUCAAACCAAGAUAGGUUUAAUUAAAGUGCUGAUGAAUUAUAAAAUAGAUGUUUGCAAAAUAACUCAAAUUCCACUUAUCCAUGCUCCGUGGAGCGGUUUAAUGUUCCAAACAACUCAUGGCAUAUACGUAAAAUUGACCAAACUCACCUAACAUAUAAUUUAUCAACUUUAAACUUGAAACUGGGUAAAAACGGAAAGAAGUCAAUAAGAUAACAUUUGGUAAAAACGGAAAGAAGUCAAUGUGUGUAUGUGUGUGUGUUUGUGUGAUAACAUUUAUUAAUAAA